AUGGACAAUCCACGCAGUACGUCCGUUGGCUUCAGUGUGAACUUUCUCAGCCAUGGACCAGUUACGACAAGCGGUACAUGUCUGAAAGGACCCAACACGGACCUUGAACCCUUGGAAAGAUACAAAGAGGGCGGUUUCCAUCCGAUCCAUCUUGGUGACACCCUCGGUCCCUCUGGGCGGUAUCGUGUCCUUCGAAAGCUUGGCCACGGGGGCUACGGCACUGUGUGGCUUUGUCGAGACACGUGCGACGAUUCAUCUAGAUACGUCGCUAUCAAGGUCACUGUUGCCAGGGUCAAGCCGGAAGCCAUCCCAGACCUAACGAUCAUGGCGGACCUGGAUCGAUCUGCACCCGGUGCCGAACACAUCUCUUUUCCACUACAUACCUUUUCACUUAAAGGGCCCAACGGAACACACCAGUGUAUAGUUCUUCCUGUCUACGGGCCUUGCGUCUCGCCUAGAAUAUGGACGCACUUGAAAGAGGAACCCGGCCCUGUUCUCCGGGGAAUGGCCUACCAGGCUGCAAAGGCCAUGAACUAUCUACACAUGAACGGUAUCUGCCACGGAGACUUCCGACCGGCAAAUAUAUUAGUCAAGCUGACCAACAUUAAUCAUCUACCCGAAAAUAACUUCCUGUCAAUCUUUGACGAGCCAAAAUUGGUUGAAGUACUGACAGAGUCGGGCGACGGCCUCCCACUCUCAUCGCCACGGUAUCUUACAUAUGCAAUAGACCUCUUCCGCCUAGGGGGUGAGUACCUGACCGACCAGAUCUGCGUCGUUGACUUUGGCGAGGCCUUCCGCGUCUCAACCCCCCCUAAAUUUUCUUGUAUUCCCGAGUCGUACCUUUCGCCAGAGCUGCUUCUACAGAUGCUUCAGGACGAGAAGAACGACUACGGAGCGGACGACGAGGAUGGCGAAGAAGAGAACGACGGAGACGAUACUACGAACGAUGAUCUAGAAGAAGGACGAGUUACUAUCGGUCCAGCCUGUGACCUUUGGGCUCUCGGGUGUACACUCUAUGCGAUCAGACAGCAGAUGGCACUCUUUUACAUGAUCGACGACCCGGACGAGCUCGUGGCCGAAAUGGUACGGUUCUUCGGAAAGCUUCCUUCACAGUGGUGGGAUACUUGGGAUCGUCGGGCGGAGUUCUACGAUGACCAAGGGAAGUGGGUUAGACAUGGCGGGAAUGAGACAUAUUCUCUCGAGUUCAUUCUCAGCAGGCCUAGAACCAUUGUACGGGAACCCGGUCACGAAUCACAGCGGACAAUCUUGAUGACACCCGAGGCGGAGCAGAAACUGAUGGCAGAUCUGCUUUACAAGCUGCUCCAGUACGAGCCUGAGAAGCGCAUUAGUGCGAAAGAUGUACUGGCGCACGAAUGGUUCAGGAUGUAA
This is a messenger RNA of Sporothrix schenckii 1099-18, 1389 nucleotides long. RefSeq names its product protein kinase. The transcript has 2 exons. NCBI's taxonomy places the organism in Eukaryota, Fungi, Ascomycota, Sordariomycetes, Ophiostomatales, Ophiostomataceae. The record is from RefSeq and is a predicted model, not a curated record. Bases 1 to 1389 code for a protein of 462 amino acids. Gene Ontology annotation, biological process: protein phosphorylation. Gene Ontology annotation, molecular function: protein kinase activity; ATP binding.